AUGCGGGUAACAACAGAGGCUCAGACAUCCUCUGUUGUAGACACAACAGUCUCAGCAGAUACCACAACAGCUGAGGGAACAACCUCUCCUUCAGUGGACACAACUGCUGCAGAUGUAACGACCGCAGCAGAACAGACAUCCAUUGCUGAGGCCACUUCUGCAGCUGCAGUCACAACAGCAGGCGCAGGUACUACCACAGCUGAGGGAACAACUAGUCCUGUGGUGGAUACAACUGUUGUGGAUGUGGUAACAACAGAGGCACAGACAUCCUCUGUUGUAGACACAACAAUCUCAGCAGAUACCACAACAGCUGAGGGAACAACCUCUCCUUCAGUGGACACAACUGCUGCAGAUGUGACAACUGCAGCAGAAAAGACAUCUAUUGCAGAGGCCACUUCUGCAGCUGCAGUCACAACAGCAGGUGCAGGUACUACCACAGCUGAGGGAACAACUAGUCCUGUGGUGGAUACAACUGUUGUGGAUGUGGUAACAACACAGGCACAGAUCUCUGUUGUAGACACAACAGUCUCAGCAGAUACCACAACAGCUGAGGGAACAACUUCUCCUUCAGUGGACACAACUGCUGCAGAUGUGACAACUGCAGCAGAACAGACAUCCAUUGCUGAGGCCACUUCUACUGCUGCAGUCACAACAGCAGGUGCAGACGCAGCAGAACAGACAUCCAUUGCUGAGGUCACUUCUACAGCUGCAGUCACAACAGCAGGUGCAGGUACUACCAGAGCUGAGGGAACAACUAGUCCUGUGGUGGAUACAACUGUUGUGGAUGUGGUAACAACAGAGGCACAGACAUCUUCUGUUGUAGACACAACAAUCUCGGCAGAUACCACAACAGCUGAGGGAACAACCUCUCCUUCAGUGGAUACAACUGUUGCAGAUGUGACAACCCAGCAGAACAACAUCCAUUGCAGAGGCCACUUCUACAGCUGCAGUCACAACACUGCAGUCACAACAGCAGGUGCAGGUACUACCACAGCUGAGGGAACAACUAGUCCUGUGGUGGAUACAACUGUUGUGGAUGUGGUAACAACAGAGGCACAGACAUCUGUUGUAGACACAACAAUCUCGGCAGAUACCACAACAGCUGAGGGAACAACUUCUCCUUCAGUGGACACAACUGUUGCAGAUGAAACAACUGCAGCAGAACAGACAUCCAUUGCUGAGGCCACUUCUGCAGCUGCAGUCACAACAGCAGGUGCAGAUGUGACAACUGCAGCAGAACAGACAUCCAUUGCUGAGGCCACUUCCACAGCUGCAGUCACAACAGCAGGUGCAGGUACUACCACAGCAGAGGGAACAACUAGUCCUGUGGUGGAUACAACCGUUGUGGAUGUGGUAACAACAGAGGCACAGACAUCUGUUGUAGACACAACAAUCUCGGCAGAUACCACAACAGCUGAGGGAACAACUUCUCCUUCAGUGGACACAACUGCUGCAGAUGUAACAACCGCAGCAGAACAGACAUCCAUUGCUGAGGCCACUUCUCAGCUGCAGUCACAACAGCAGGUGCAGGCACAGACAUCUUCUGUUGUAGACACAACAAUCUCAGCAGAUACCACAACAGCUGAGGGAACAACCUCUCCUUCAGUGGACACAACUGCUGCAGAUGUAACAACCGCAGCAGAACAGACAUCCAUUGCUGAGGCCACUUCUACAGCUGCAGUCACAACAGCAGGUGCAGGUACUACCACAGCUGAGGGAACAACUAGUCCUGUGGUGGAUACAACUGUUGUGGAUGUGGUAACAACAGAGGCACAGACUUCUUCUGUUGUAGACACAACAAUCUCGGCAGAUACCACAACAGCUGAGCGAACAACCUCUCCUUCAUUGGAUACUACUGUUGCAGAUGUGACAACUGCAGCAGAACAGACAUCCAUUGCAGAGGCCACUUCUUCAGCUGCAGUCACAACAGCAGGUGCAGGUACUACCACAGCUGAGGGAACAACUAGUCCUGUGGUGGAUACAACUGUUGUGGAUGUGGUAACAACAGAGGCACAGACAUCUUCUGUUGUAGACACAACAAUCUCAGCAGAUACCACAACAGCUGAGGGAAGAACUUCUUCAGUUUACACAACUGCUGCAGAUGUGACAACCACAGCAGAACAAACAUCCAUUGCUGAGGCCACUUCUGCAGCUGCAGUCACAACAGCAGGUGCAGAUGUGACAACUGCAGCAGAACAGACAUCCAUUGCUGAGGCCACUUCUACAGCUGCAGUCACAACAGCAGGUGCAGGUACUACCACAGCAGAGGGAACAACUAGUCCUUUGGUGGAUACAACCGUUGUGGAUGUGGUAACAACAGAGGCACAGACAUCUGUUGUAGACACAACAAUCUCGGCAGAUACCACAACAGCUGAGGGAACAACUUCUCCUUCAGUGGACACAACUGCUGCAGAUGUGAACAACCACAAUGUGACAACUGCAGCAGAACAGACAUCCAUUGCAGAGGCCACUUCUUCAGCUGCAGUCACAACAGCAGGUGCAGGUACUACCACAGCAGAGGGAACAACUAGUCCUGUGUGGUGGAUACAACUGUUGUGGAUGUGUAACAACAGAGGCACAGACAUCUCUGUUGUAGACACAACAAUCUCGGCAGAUACCACAACAGCUGAGGGAACAACUUCUCCUUCAGUGGACACAACUGCUGCAGAUGAAACAACUGCAGCAGAACAGACAUCCAUUGCUGAGGCCACUUCUGCAGCUGCAGUCACAACAGCAGGUGCAGGUACUACCACAGCUGAGGGAACAACUAGUCCUGUGGUGGAUACAACUGUUGUGGAUGUGGUAACAACACAGGCACAGACAUCUUCUGUUGUAGACACAACAAUCUCGGCAGAUACCACAACAGCUGAGGGAACAACCUCUCCUUCAUUGGAUACAACUGUUGCAGAUGUGACAACUGCAGCAGAACAGACAUCCAUUGCAGAGGCCACUUCCACAGCUGCAGUCACAACAGCAGGUGCAGGUACUACCACAGCAGAGGGAACAACUAGUCCUGUGGUGGAUACAACCGUUGUGGAUGUGGUAACAACAGAGGCACAGACAUCUGUUGUAGACACAACAAUCUCAGGCACAGACAUCUGUGUAGUCACAACAAUCUCGGCAGAUACCACAACAGCUGAGGGAACAACCUCUCCUUCAGUGGACACAACUGCUGCAGAUGUAACAACCGCAGCAGAACAGACAUCCAUUGCUGAGGCCACUUCUGCAGCUGCAGUCACAACAGCAGGUGCAGGUACUACCACAGCUGAGGGAACAACUAGUCCUGUGGUGGAUACAACUGUUGUGGAUGUGGAUGUGACAACUGCAGCAGAACAGACAUCCAUUGCAGAGGCCACUUCUACAGCUGCAGUCACAACAGCAGGAGCAGGUACUACCACAGCUGAGGGAACAACUAGUCCUCUGGUGGAUACAACUGUUGUGGAUGUGCUGCCAGUCACAACAGCAGGAGCAGGUACUACCACAGCUGAGGGAACAACUAGUCCUGUAGUGGAUACAACUGUUGUGGAUGUGGUAACAACAGAGGCACCAGACAUCUCUGUUGUAGACACAACAAUCUCGGCAGAUACCACAACAGCUGAGGGAACAACCUCUCCUUCAUUGGAUACAGCUGUUGCAGAUGUGACAACUGCAGCAGAACAGACAUCCAUUGCAGAGGCCACUUCUACAGCUGCAGUCACAACAGCAGGUGCAGCAGAACAAACAUCCAUUGCUGAGGCCACUUCUACUGCUGCAGUCACAACAGCAGGUGCAGGUACUACCACAGCUGAGGGAACAACUAGUCCUGUGGUGGAUACAACUGUUGUGGAUGCGGUAACAACAGAGGCUCAGACAUCCUCUGUUGUAGACACAACAGUCUCAGCAGAUACCACAACAGCUGAGGGAACAACCUCUCCUUCAGUGGACACAACUGCUGCAGAUGUAACAACCGCAGCAGAACAGACAUCCAUUGCUGAGGCCACUUCUACAGCUGCAGUGACAACAGCAGGUGCAGAUGUGACAACUGCAGCAGAACAGACAUCCAUUGCAGAGGCCACUUCUUCAGCUGCAGUCACAACAGCAGGGGCAGGUACUACCACAGCUGAGGGAACAACUGGUCCUGUGGUGGAUACAACUGUUGUGGAUGUGGUAACAACAGAGGCACAGACAUCUGUUGUAGUCACAAACAAUCUCGGCAGAUACCACAACAGCUGA
Messenger RNA from Strongylocentrotus purpuratus (purple sea urchin), 4212 nucleotides. Its product is annotated as mucin-22-like. Lineage: Eukaryota; Metazoa; Echinodermata; Echinoidea; Camarodonta; Strongylocentrotidae. The record is from RefSeq and is a predicted model, not a curated record. Bases 1 to 4212 code for a protein of 1403 amino acids. The transcript is spliced from 12 exons.